CAAUCAGGCUAGUAAACGUGAACACGGGGCUCCGCGAGCGAGGGCCACCUUGCAGUGACGAAAGCGAAACGUGUAAAAAGAUCAGGGAGCCCUUUAGCCUCUCCAUCUCCGGAGAGACAUGACCAUCGCUCGAUUCUCCCAACGCUUCUCUCUCCUCUGCCGUUUCUCUCUCUAAAAUCUCAACCAGGAAAAUCACAACUGUGGCGAAGAAGAUAGAGAUAGAGAUAGAUACGAAGUGGUUUCGAUCUAUUGCCUGUGUCAAUGGCGUCGGCGGCAAUCUCGGACAGAGUCCAACUCGCGAAGCUCUGCUGCUCUCGAGACUGGUCCAAGGCAAUCCGCGUUCUCGAUUCUCUCCUCUCGCAGUCCUGCACCAUUCAAGACAUCUGUAAUCGAGCCUUUUGCUAUAGUCAAUUGGAGCUCCACAAGCACGUGAUCAAGGACUGCGAUAAGGCGCUACUGCUCGACCCCACGAAUCUUCAAGCUUACAUUCUGAAAGGUCGUGCUUUUUCUGCUCUUGGAAGGAAAGAGGAUGCUCUUCUUGUUUGGGAGCAAGGCUAUGAAUAUGCUCUUCAUCAGUCUGCAGAUUUGAAGCAGUUGCUUGAGCUGGAAGAGCUUCUGACCAUUGCGAAACAAAAUAGAAGUAUUUCUUGUGAGAACCAUGAUAUGGACUUAUCUGAGUCUUCUUUGCAUGCAUCCGAAGCUGGAUUAUGUGAUUCAAGCAAAUCUAGUGAAACCUAUAAUGAUCACAAUAAGUUAAGCUGUGAUUUUGAACUUCGAAGCGAAUUGAGCAAUACAUCUGAGAUCCACAGUGAACCAAAUCAUAGAUUUGACAUACACAACGAAUCAAGCGAUAAAAUUAUUAGGAACAUAAAGUUUGAUGACCAAUCAAAUGGAACCUGUAGUGGCCAACCAAAUGGAACCGAUAGUACCCAUCCAAAUGGAACCUAUACUACCCAUCUAAAUGGAACACAUGACAUUCACAAUACACGGCGAGAUGACUCUGAAUUAUGUGAAGAGUUAAGUGAUGGAUGCAGUAAAUCAUCUGUGAUUCGCGGCGAAUCAAAUGAUUUAUUUGAGAUCUUCACUAACUCAAGUGGUAAAUCUGACGGAAGCAAUGAAUUAAGUGAUGAAGCCAAGAAGUGUAAAAAGUUUUGUGUUACCAGGAUUUCAAAGACCAAGUCAAUAAGUGUUGAUUUCCGAUUAUCAAGGGGAAUUGCACAGGUGAAUGAAGGGAAAUAUGCUCAUGCUGUAUCCAUCUUUGACCAGAUACUAAAUGUGGAUCCUACUUAUCCGGAGGCACUAAUAGGAAGGGGAACAGCGUAUGCAUUCCAACGGGAACUCAAUGCUGCAAUUGCUGAUUUCACGAGGGCUAUUCAAUCAAAUCCAUUAGCAGGGGAGGCAUGGAAACGGAGGGGGCAGGCUCGCGCUGCCUUGGGGGAAUCUGUUCAGGCUAUUGCAGACUUGACCAAGGCAUUAGAAUUUGAGCCAAACUCAGCAGAUAUAUUACAUGAAAGGGGGAUUGUUAAUUUCAAGUUUAAGGAUUUUGAUGCUGCUAUUGAAGACCUGUCUGCAUGUGUGAAGCUUGAUAAGGAUAACAAAUCAGCGUACACAUAUUUGGGUUUGGCAUUAUCUUCAAUUGGUGAAUACAGAAGGGCUGAGGAGGCACAUAUGAAAUCAAUUCAACUUGAUCCAAGUUUCCUUGAGGCAUGGGCUCAUUUAACGCAGUUCUAUCUGAAAUUGAUGAAUAAUUCAAAUGCUAUUUUUUUUUGUCUGAAAUCUAUACUAAACCAUUGGAACAGCUUAGCUCAGCUAACUCUAAUCCUUAAGUUGGAUAUGCCCAGUAGUUGUAGGAAUGCCAUCAAGGAUUUAUCCGUUGGGUUAAUUGAAAGCUCAAACAUUGAGUGUUUAUAUUUAAGAGCUUCUUCCUUCCAUGCUAUUGGAGAAUAUAGAGAAGCGGUGAAGGAUUAUGAUGCUGCUUUGGAUUUGGAACUGGACUCCAUGGAAAAAUUCGUGCUUCAAUGCUUGGCCUUCUAUCAGAAAGAAAUUGCUUUGUACACUGCUUCAAAGAUCAGCAGUGAAAUUUUGUCUGGUUCACAUCAAUGGAGAUAUGAACCGCUCUUUAAGGAGUAUUGGUGCAAAAGGCUGCACCCCAAAAAUGUGUGUGAAAAGGUUUACAGGCAACCCCCAUUGCGUGAAUCUCUGAAGAAGGGUAAGCUGAGAAAGCAAGAUAUUUCUUCCACAAAGCAGAAGACUGCUGUAAUACUAAUACGGGCUGCAGACUUGAUAGGAAAGAAGAUCCAGUAUAGUUGCUCUGGUUUCUUGCCCAAUAAGCGUCAGCAUCGUAUGGCGGGAUUAGCUGCUAUUGAGAUCGCACAGAAGGUCUCAAAGGCAUGGCGUUCUUUGCAAGCAGAAUGGAAAUCCCCUAAUAGAAGCACAUCAAAACAUGGCAAGAGAGCGCGGAGAAAGGAAAAAAUCAAUAUUCUCAGCCAGAAUAGAGGUGGUGCUUGUUGUAGUACCAGCAGUUCCUCAGAACCAUCAACUUCAUAUGGGAUUGUUGAAGAUAGAUCUUCAGGCCGUCCUAUGAUGUCGUGGCAUGAUGUUUAUUCGUUGGCUGUAAAGUGGAGACAGAUCUCUGAACCCUGUGACCCAGUUGUGUGGGUUAACAAGUUAAGUGAGGAGUUCAAUUCUGGAUUUGGGUCUCAUACACCACUUAUUCUUGGGCAAGCAAAAGUUGUUCGCUAUUUUCCAAAUUUUCAAAGAGCAUUAGGCAUUGCAAGGUCUAUCAUUAAGGACAAAAUGUUUGUGUACAACAGGGGAGACAAUGCCAUUGAUCUUUCUGACGAUGGGAAAUUGCAAGAUAUUAUGAAUGCAGACUCCUGCUCUGAUCUUUACAGAGUUGUUGGUGAGGACUUCUGGUUGGCUACUUGGUGCAACAGUACAGCAUUUGAGGGGAAACGGCUUGAAGGAACAAGGAUCACUCUAGCGAAAAUGGGAGAACAUGGAUUUGACUUUCUCAUUAGAACACCUUGCACCCCUUCUAGAUGGGAUGAUUUUGAUGCAGAAAUGACAGCAGCAUGGGAAGCUUUGUGCAAUGCUUAUUGUGGUGAAUCAUAUGGGUCUACUGACUUCAGUGUGCUUGAAAAUGUGAGAGACGCAAUCUUAAGGCUGACAUAUUACUGGUACAAUUUUAUGCCGCUUUCCAGAGGCUCUGCUGCCAUUGGGUUUAUAGUUUUGCUUGGAUUGUUUCUUGCUGCUAAUAUGGAGUUCACUGGGAGCAUUCCCCAAGGUUUGCAGGUGGAUUGGGAAGCCAUUCUAACCUUAGAUCCAAACUCCUUUGUGGAUUCGGUGAAGAGUUGGUUGUAUCCAUCUCUCAAGGUCACAACAUCCUGGAAAGAUUAUCCAGAUGUGGCGUCAACUUUUGAGACAACCGGAUCUGUUGUUGCUGCUCUGAGCUCCUACAGUGACUGAGCAUUUACAUUGUGAAGAACAGUGUAAGCAGACAGUAAGCAACAUAUUCUGGCCGGCGAUUCUCUCUGAGCUGGUGGAUUAUUCUGGUCUCAAACCAAUAGAGAGAUCCGAGGUAAAAUUGUGGCAAGAUUUGUUUAUGUUUUCACCAGCUUGUGUUAUUACAUGUGUGAAUGUUGUACAUUGUUAUUUAUUGGGCUUCUUUAGGAUUAAUUUGAAGUGCAUUUAUUCUUUGUUGUCUGACUCUUUUUUCCUCCUUAAUUGUCCUAAAUAUACAUCAUGGCAAUUUAAAUAUACAUCGUGUUACAGAUGGUAAUUUGUUUUUUCA
This is a messenger RNA of Camellia sinensis, 3793 nucleotides long. The record is from RefSeq and is a predicted model, not a curated record. NCBI's taxonomy places the organism in Eukaryota, Viridiplantae, Streptophyta, Magnoliopsida, Ericales, Theaceae.